Exophiala spinifera is the source of this 1599-nucleotide messenger RNA. RefSeq lists its product as uncharacterized. The transcript is spliced from 3 exons. The record is from RefSeq and is a predicted model, not a curated record. NCBI's taxonomy places the organism in Eukaryota, Fungi, Ascomycota, Eurotiomycetes, Chaetothyriales, Herpotrichiellaceae. Gene Ontology annotation, cellular component: membrane. Bases 1 to 1599 code for a protein of 532 amino acids. Gene Ontology annotation, biological process: transmembrane transport. Gene Ontology annotation, molecular function: transmembrane transporter activity.
AUGAAGGAAGAUAGUGUAACACAUGUUGAGAGUGGCGGUGACCAAGUCAUCCAAGAUGAAGACAUUGGCACUAUGAAGAAAGAUCCAGCGAAUGCUACCGCCGCUGCGGACGACGACGACGUUGCCUUGAAACUCGUCGACGAUGCUGCCCCGGCCCAGCUUUCCCUAGCGCAGACCAGACGCGUCACCAGGAAGAUCGACCUCUAUUUGAUGCCUUUACUCAUCGUCACCUUCAUGCUUCAAUACAUCGACAAGAUCCUUCUCUCAGGUGCAGCACAGUUCGGAAUAGUUCAGGAUCUGCAUCUGUACAAAGUGGCUGGCGUCAAUCCCAAGACCCACGAGCCAAUCUUGAACUUGCAUCGAUACUCGAAUGCCACCCUCAUAUUUUACUGGGGUUGCUUGGCUGCGUUGCUUCCGGCAUCCUAUCUGGUGCAAAGGCUACCAAUCGGUAGAUAUCUCUCUUGUACGGUCAUUGCUUGGGGCGUGAUUAUUAUCUUGACCGUCGUCGUGGGCGGAUACGAAGGUUUCAUGGUUCAAAGAUUCUUCCUCGGGGUGACAGAAUGUUCCGUCCCUCUCGGCUGCUCACUCAUCGUUGCAAUGUGGUGGAAACGGGAUGAACAGCCUCUCCGCUAUGCCGUAUGGUAUACAUCGCAAGGCCUAGGUGGAUUUUUCGGGUUUAUGCUCAUGUAUGGAAUCGGUCACAUCCAUGGCAGACUACAUCCUUGGAAAUACAUGUAUAUCAUCCUUGGAUCCAUCACGGUCGCAUGGGGAGCCCUCCUCUUUUGGCUACUGCCCAACAACCCUGUUGAAGCGACAUUUCUCAAGCAUGACGAAAGAGUGGCGGCCGUGGAGAGGAUGAGAUCGGAGCAAAUCGGUAUCGAAAACAAGAGAUUCAAGCCCUACCAAGUGAUUGAAGUUUUGAUCGACCCGAAAACGUGGCUGUUCUUCAUUAUGACCUUCAGUCUUCAGUUCAUCAACGGAGCCGUAUCUGGAUUCAACACCAUCAUCGUCAACAGCCUGGGAUACUCGCACUUUCAGGCUGUCUUGAUCGCAGGCUCGCUUGGCGCCGGUGUCUUUGUCAUGUGUCUUGUGACUGGGCUCUUGGGGACAUUGAUCAAGAACUGCCGCACGUGGCUCUUGAUAAUCACUGAGUUAUUAACCAUUCUUGGGGCAUGUCUAAUCUGGAAGUUGGACUGGGACACUCAACGUGCCGGAGCCCUUUUCGGCUUCAUCUUUUGCGGAUGGUUUGCAGCCUGUUACACAACGGUGUUAGCUCUGGCCUUCGCUAACACAUCUGGUCACACGAAACGAGCCUUCACUUCAGGCAUCAUUUGGUGUGCUUGGGGGAUCAGCAAUGGCGUAUCACCCCUGACCGUCAAGACAACAGAAGUGGCUCAACACUAUCCGACAUGCUUUAAAGCGGUGGUGACCACCGGCGCCGUCACCGUGGUCGGUGGUAUGGUGCUGCGUGUGUAUUUGCAGCACCAAAAUCGACUGCGCGACCGCAAAUAUGGCAUUGUGGAUCCUCAAACAGUCACGCAAGCUGCCUUCCACGACAAGACGGACAAUGAGAACACUCUAUUCAGGUACUCACUCUAG